GGCUUUGGCGAUGGAUUUUAUGUAAUAGGAUUGCGAGGUUUUUGUCAUGGAAUGCUCGUCUUUCCGACUACUUUGGAAUUAUAGGCGAAGGAGAGGGAGAUUUCUAGAUUUGUCCCUGAAGAAAUCUCCAUGGGUGAAUCCUUCAUGACCUCUUUGACCAUGGAGAAACACUACCCAUCGAUCUUCUUAUCCAUGGAACCCUUUAGCACCAGCGCCACUGCCAUGGCUGCAUCCCACAAGGAAUCCGAGCGCGAACUAAUCAUCCUACAGAGGCAGAAGAUAUCCCUUUCCCUUCCCGCGCCUGACAUCAAUCUUCCCCUCUCUGCUGAUCGCUCCGCCUUGCCAUGGAGCUCGGAUUCAUGCGAGAGACUUGACGCCAGCCUUGGUCCACAUGCCAAUGAGACUGAAGCCACCAUCUUCCAUCUCCAAAAGGAGAGCAGCCGAAAGUGCACAAAGAGGGGGGAAAGCAUUUGGGGGGCAUGGUUUUUCUUCAAUUUCUACUUCAAACCCAUUCUUUUGGAGAAAUCCAAGGGCAAGAUCACACAAGAUGGAAAUGGACUCUCUGGUUUUGACAAAUUUGAUCUAAAACUUGAUGUUUUCCUGGUUCAGCAUGACAUGGAGAACAUGUAUAUGUGGGUUUUCAAGGAGAGGCCCGAUAAUGCGUUGGGAAAGAUGCAGCUUCGGAGCUACAUGAACGGGCACUCUCGGCUUGGCGAGCCACCGUUCCCUUUCACUGCUGACAAGGGGUUUGUUCGAUCCCACCGGAUGCAGCGCAAGCAGUACAAAGGGAUAUCAAAUCCACAGUGUAUUCAUGGGGUAGAGGUCGUGAAAUUGCCUAAUUUGGCUGCUGUUGCAGAGGCCGAUCAGAAGAAGUGGGUGGAGCUUACUGGUAGGGAUCUAAAUUUCUCCAUACCGCCCGAAGCCUGUGAUUUCAGUUCAUGGAGAAAUCUCCCUGGUGCUGAUUUAGAGAUUGAGAGACCUCCUCCUCUAUCAAAAAGCAACUUUCUUGUCUCUCCUAGGAGAUUGCUAAAUGAUUCUGGGUUGAACCAGUUGAAUCAGGAAGGUGAUAUGAUGAUUCUAUCUCCAAUAAACCCGAAGCGCAGAAAGGAUUCACCCCCACAAGCCAUGGAUGAAGAUUGUUGCUUGCCUGUAAAUUCCUAUUCCGAUAGGCCUCAUGAUAUGGACUUGCAUCAAGGCGAGCCUUCAUGGAUCAAUCAUUUUAGUGGUGUGAUGAGACAUGUAUGUGGUCCAGUUACUGCUGCCAAAACAAUAUAUGAAGAUGAUAAUGGUUAUCUCAUAAUGGUGACCCUGCCUUUCUCAGAUCAACAUAGAGUGAAGGUUUGUUGGAGGAAUGGUCUUACUCAUGGAAUAGUGAAGAUAUCUGGUAUCAGCACUGCUCGAAUGCCUCAUAUAAAGAGACAUGACCGAACUUUUAAGCUGACAGACCCUUCCCCUGAGCAUUGCCCUCCUGGAGAGUUUGUCAGAGAAAUUCCUCUUGCCACUCGAAUUCCUGAAGAUGCUAGGAUGGAAGCAUAUUAUGAUGAGACCGGCACCAUUCUAGAGAUCAUGGUUCCCAAACGUGUUUCUGAGACAGAAGAGCACGAAGUUCAUGUCUCUAUGCGUCCCCCACAUCUUGGAACAAAUGAUCUUAUGCUGACUUGAGUAUGUUAAACUUGUGAUUGAGUACUUUUACUGCUUAAAAUUGUGAUUUCUCCAUGAAAUCAAGAAUUCUUCCGUCAUCUCACUUUGUUUGGUUAGAAUUUGAUGGAGAACACAAUCGAAACUCAAAGGAGAUUGGUAUGGUUUUACUAUUUCUAUGUUACUGUCCCUUAAAUCAAUUUGGUUUCUUAGAUUUUCUUGUUGGAAGAGCUUUCUGCUGUCUACUGUAACCUGUAGAUAACUUGUAGUUCCCUUUCUCUACUGAAGUUCAACAAUUUUUUUUUAAAUGCCAUGUUCAGUAUAGUUAUAGGCGGAGGAUUAUCUAUUUUUCCUUCUCUUUUUCGCUUGAAAGGACAAAAAAUUAUCAAUGUUGUUCAAAUAAAAUGUUCUAAUGGAAUCAUUUCUAUUAGUUA
Messenger RNA from Dendrobium catenatum, 2072 nucleotides. RefSeq lists its product as uncharacterized. The transcript has a single exon. The record is from RefSeq and is a predicted model, not a curated record. NCBI's taxonomy places the organism in Eukaryota, Viridiplantae, Streptophyta, Magnoliopsida, Asparagales, Orchidaceae. The coding region runs from base 130 to 1662 and encodes 510 amino acids.